CCUCUUCCUCUACCGCUCCCUCUAUCUUCCUCUAUAUCCUUCCCCCCUCGAUCUCCACUCAACAUCAUGUCCGCAAAAGGAGGCAAUGGCAAGAAGCCCGCUUCUCCCGCCGUCAACCUCAUCGCCGGUGGUGGUGCCGGUAUGAUGGAGGCUCUCGUCUGCCACCCCCUCGACACUAUCAAGGUCCGCAUGCAACUGUCGCGCCGCGCCGCCGCCGGGAAGCCCCGCGGCUUCGUCACCACCGGUGUCGACAUCGUCAAGAAGGAGACCGCUCUCGGUCUGUACAAGGGUCUGGGUGCCGUCCUGGGUGGUAUCAUCCCGAAGAUGGCCAUCCGGUUCACCUCGUAUGAGUACUACAAGCAGCUCUUGGCCAACAAGGAGACUGGGGCUGUGACCAGCAAGGGUACUUUCCUUGCCGGUCUCGCCGCCGGUGUCACCGAGGCCGUCGCCAUCGUCAACCCCAUGGAAGUGGUCAAGAUCCGUCUGCAAGCGCAGCACCACAGUCUGGCGGAUCCCCUCGACGCCCCCAAGUACCGCAGCGCGCCGCACGCGCUCUUCACCAUCAUCCGCGAGGAGGGCUUCAGCGUCCUCUACCGCGGUGUGUCCCUGACCGCCCUCCGCCAGGGUACCAACCAGGCGGCCAACUUCACGGCCUACACGGAGCUCAAGGCUGCCCUGCAGAACUACCAGCCCGAGUACGCCAACUCCCAGCUGCCCUCGUACCAGACGACCCUCAUCGGUCUGAUCUCCGGUGCCGUCGGCCCCUUCUCCAACGCCCCCAUCGACACCAUCAAGACCCGUCUGCAGAAGACCCGCGCCGAGCCCGGCCAGUCCGCCGUCUCGCGCAUCGUCGUCAUCGCCCGCGACAUGUUCAAGACCGAGGGUACCCGCGCCUUCUACAAGGGUAUCACCCCGCGUGUGAUGCGUGUCGCUCCCGGUCAGGCCGUCACCUUCACCGUGUACGAGUACCUCAAGGGUAAGCUGGAAGCUUCCAACUGGAAGUUUGUCGGCGGCUCUUUUGAGGAAUAAACACCAUACCACAGGGUUAGUGUUUUCCGAGGGGUAAGAAGUGAGAAGUGAGAAGUCGAGAAGUCGAGAAGUCGAGAAGUCGAGAAGUCGAGCAUGUGAUACCGAUCUGAUACCAUGGAGCAUGGUGGCGUUGCCGUGUCGUGAUGUCCCUUGCAUCAUUUUGUAUAUUCC
Aspergillus campestris IBT 28561 is the source of this 1200-nucleotide messenger RNA. RefSeq names its product putative succinate:fumarate antiporter (Acr1). The transcript has 3 exons. Gene Ontology annotation, biological process: fumarate transport; succinate transport; transmembrane transport. The coding region runs from base 67 to 1029 and encodes 320 amino acids. NCBI's taxonomy places the organism in Eukaryota, Fungi, Ascomycota, Eurotiomycetes, Eurotiales, Aspergillaceae. The record is from RefSeq and is a predicted model, not a curated record.